This is a messenger RNA of Menidia menidia (Atlantic silverside), 1459 nucleotides long. NCBI's taxonomy places the organism in Eukaryota, Metazoa, Chordata, Actinopteri, Atheriniformes, Atherinopsidae. The record is from the annotation of a GenBank genome assembly.
GAUCUUCUGCUGGAGGAGUCCAACGUGCAGCCCGUUUCUACCCCUGUAACGGUGUGCGGCGACAUACACGGACAGUUUUACGACCUUUGCGAACUCUUCCGAACUGGCGGCCAGGUUCCUGACACGAAUUACAUCUUCAUGGGCGACUUCGUGGACCGGGGAUACUACAGCUUGGAGACGUUCACCUACCUGCUGGUGCUGAAAGCCAAGUGGCCCGACCGCAUCACCCUGCUGCGCGGGAACCACGAGAGCCGGCAGAUCACCCAGGUGUACGGCUUCUACGAUGAGUGCCAGACCAAAUACGGGAAUGCCAAUGCCUGGCGUUACUGCACAAAAGUGUUCGACAUGUUAACCGUUGCAGCUCUGAUGGACGAGCAGAUCCUGUGUGUCCACGGCGGCCUCUCCCCGGACAUAAAGACCCUCGACCAAAUCCGAACAAUCGAGCGAAACCAGGAGAUCCCUCACAAAGGAGCCUUUUGCGAUCUGGUGUGGUCUGACCCCGAGGACGUGGAUACAUGGGCCAUCAGUCCCAGAGGAGCUGGCUGGCUCUUCGGUGCAAAGGUUACAAAUGAGUUCGUUCACAUCAACAACCUGAAGCUGAUCUGCCGGGCGCACCAGCUGGUGCACGAGGGCUACAAGUUCAUGUUCGACGAGAAGCUGGUCACGGUGUGGUCGGCCCCCAACUACUGCUACCGCUGUGGCAACAUCGCAUCCAUCAUGGUCUUCAAGGACGCUAACACAAGGGAGCCAAAGCUCUUCAGAGCAGUGCCAGACUCAGAGAGGGUCAUCCCACCCCGAACGACAACACCUUAUUUCCUGUAAGCCCAUAAAAAAUAAAAAAAACCCAAAGAAGCUCAGUCUUCUCGGUCAGUGCGUAGAUACUGACCCGUGCACAGGCACAGCACUUGUCAUCCCAUAUAAAUUUUGUAAAUUACAGUCAGAGGAUUUCCUGUGCAUACAAUGGUGCCAACUGUUGAUCGUUAUUUAUGCCCUUUGCAUUAAAUUCCAUCAUCUCGUAGCUAACGUCACAGCAAAGUAACAUUGCUGUUUGUAAUUGAAGUAUUAAAAACCGUCGGCCAUUAAAAGAUGUUCGUAUUUAUUAAUGCCCGUCCCAUGUUGCAGUAAAAAGUCACUGCUAAGAAAACUGGAUGUGCUUUGUUAUAUAGUUCUUGUUUUGUUUUUUCUUCCCCCACCCCCCAUGGUUACAUGUGAAGGUCGAUGUAAGAUAAAAGCACUUGCACAAAAGUAAGAACUCUCUAUUGUGACAUUUCAGUUCCUAUGUCAUAUCUUAUAAAUAAACAUGUAUACAACAGAGUUUAUGGUGUAAACAUUUACAGACUUCAUGUUUGACACUUCAGUUGCCAUUACUCUGGUACCUUAAAGGAUGUCAUUUCUAGGUUUAGGAUCAGGUCUUUUGAGUUUUUUUUGUGUUGUUUGUUAAUAAAAAAAAUUAAAAGGG